GCGCUGCAGUCGGGCUGUGGGGCUGUCCCGUUCACCACGUCCCGGGGUCCACCACUGGGUGGCUCAGCCUCUGGCACUGCUGCCUUGAAGGCUGAGGUGCGUUGAGCGGCCGCCUCUGCCCGCUCCGCCUGGGGGAAGGGCAGGAUGCUCGCGGCCCCAAGGCCGGCACCUCGCGGGUGACACGGAGCAGCUCUUGGCUGUCACCGCGCGGCGCUGGCGGCGGCUGCUCCGUUCCACAGCGGCGUCUGGAGGGGAGCGGGCGGACUGAGCGCCGCUCUCCUGCCGGCUUGGCCAUGGCUGAGCGCGGCUCGGCCCGCUCCGCCGUAGCCUGCGGUGGGGUCCCCGGACCCCGGGAGGUGCUGGCGCCUGCCCCGCUCGGCAGCCUCGGCAGAAAUUGCCUUUGCAAAAUGAGCCAGCUUCCUCCGGAGAGUCUUUUGGCAUCCCCAGUGCCAGAGGGCACAAAUCCCAGGGUAGAGUCUUCAGACAACUUGUCAAUGGACAGUUUUUGGCUGGAAGUAGAGAACAUUAAACAGAGUGCUGAAGCAGAGCAAGAGGAAUGCAGCCUUGCAGAUGUCAAAGCACAAGAAGAGGGAGAGGCUGAAGCCGAGUGGCUCCAGGAUGCAGGUCUGUCCAACCUCCUUGGGGACUGUGCCUCUGAGCAUGACAACAUCGUGCUGCUCUCCACCCUGACCAAGACUCAGGCUGCUGCUGUGCAGCGGCGGUUGGAUACCUAUUCCCGGUCUCGAAGGAGGAACAAGCAUCCUGUGCGUGAUGUCAGAGACAUUUUUGGAGUGGUCAGCUCAGAGGUGACAGUGACAGAGAAAAAAGAAUCCAGGCCAGAUCAGCUGUGGCACAAUCGACAGACUUCCAACGUACACAGAACAGAAACCCAGGAGUACUCCUGUACGGUUCGGAACCCUGGAAAAGAAGAGAUUUUCAACAUGGAUGUUGCCUACUCAGAGCAAGCAGCUGUCCUGCUCAAGGGAUCAUUCCUGUCUGAAUCUACAAAGUUAAAGGAUGGCAAUGCCCUAACUAAAUUUAAGAUCUCUAAGGGCAGACUUGGAGUGACCAGGAUUGGAGAUCUGUCUGCUCAGGACAUGAAGAAGAUCCCCACGCUGGCCCUUAUUGAACUAACAGCUCUCUGUGAUAUCCUGGGCUUUGAGCUGAAGAGAAACAAAGUAGCAAAGCUGAAAACAGCAGAGAAAAGACUCUUUGGAGUUCCACUCAACACCUUAUUGGAAAAUGACCAAAAACUGCUCCCCAACACCAAGAUUCCUCUGUUACUCCAGGCACUGCUGUCCUGCUUGGAAAAGAGAGGACUUGAAACAGAGGGCAUUUUGAGAGUUUCUGGGUCCCAGACGAGGAUCAAGAGUCUGGAACAGAAGCUAGAAAGGGAUUUCUAUACUGGCCUUUUCCACUGGGAUGAAGUCCACCAGAAUGAUGUGUCUGGGCUACUGAAAAGAUUCAUAAGAGAGCUGCCAGCCCCACUGCUGACAGCAGAGUACCUCCCUGCUUUUGCUGCUGUACAAAAUAUUCCAGAUCUGAAGCAAAGAUUGCAAGCUCUAAACCUUCUGAUCCUGAUUUUGCCAGAGCCCAACAGAAACACUCUAAAGGCUCUACUUGAGUUCCUCAGCAAAGUGGUUUCCAGGGAGAACAACAACAAAAUGAACCUCUGGAACGUUUCCACAGUCAUGGCCCCAAACCUCUUCAUGCACAAGGGACUGCCAAACAAGAUCCCUGAAGGGAAAGAGAAGCAGCUGGCUGAGGGAGCUGCUGAUAUCGUGCGGAUGAUGAUCCAUUACCAGGAUUUGCUUUGGACAGUCUCCUCUUUUCUGGUAGCGCAAGUGAGAAAGCUGAACGAGAGCAAUAGCAAAAGGUACCAGUUCUGUGACAAGCGAAUUAAACAUUUGUUGCGGAAGAUUCAUGCUGAUAAGGGCAAGGUGGAAAAGAACCAGGCAGAGCCUUCCAAGAUUGUGAAAGUCCAUGCUUCACUUCUCCUGAAGGAUUCACUAGAAGUGCACUUGAACAAUGCAACCAGAGUUGCUGAUGUCUUGAGGCAGUUUCAGAAGAGCAUGUGCCAGCAUGGCUGGAAUAUUGUGAACACUGUCAACCUCCUCAAGUGUAACAACUCAAUGGAGUGCACAAACUUGCUCCUGUAUGAAGUGGGAGGCAAUAUUGGUGAACAUUGCCUGGACCCAGACGCUUACCUCUUAGAUUUGUACCACAUCAAUCCCCAUGCUGAGUGGAUAAUUAAGCAAAAUCCAUCUUAUCCUUGGGUGUUUUAAGGAAAGUGUGGGCAAAAUGAAGCAUUCUACUGAAGUUUUGGAAGGCAUGGAAAAGCCAUAGAGAUGUUCCUGAUAUAGUCACAGACUGGACAAUGCUUGUGUCUUUGAAGAAAAACAGCUUUAUUUACUAGUUCCAUGACAGCUGGCUGUGAAAGUACCCUACCCUAUGUGCUACAGGGGUGUCGAUAAUGAGCAGCAAUUAUCUUCAUGUAGCAGGGUUUGCAGGAGGUAUGACUAUUUUAAACAAAAUAUCCCCCCCAACAAACUCUGCAAAGAAAGCUACAGUGAUUGUGCAGCAAGGAUGGAACAGAAGAAACGACCUCUUGAAGAUGGUAGAAGUAAUCUGUUUCUUCUGGAUUUGCUCUUUCUUUUGAUCACACCCACACUUUAGAGGAGAGGGUCAAAUGCUGCAGCAGUACUAAUGACAUCCCAUAGGUGAGAGCCACUGUCAACUGUUGCAUGUCUCCAGAAAAAGUUGUGAGCCUGGGUUUCACUAAUAAGAUACUCUUGCAUUCUUUGAAGAAUGAAAAAGGAUGUUUCCAAAACAGCCAGAGGGGAUGUGAAGCCAACAUCCUGUAUUUAACAGCUACCAUUCAAUACAUCUAUGCAACCCAAGAAAACAACUUUCCUUGGAAAAAAGUAUGGGAUGGACAGCAGCCUUUGAAAUGUACAGUGUGCAUGAUAGAAGGUGCCUGUCCCAUAGUGCUCUGCUGGUAAUGCAAAAACAGACGUAUAGGUUGCCACUGAUGAGGAUAAACCAUCGCAUUUAUUUUGAUGCACAACCUAUAUAUUAAUAGACAACCAAGGAAAUAUUCUGAGGUAAUUGGAGGUCAGUAAUCUGACCUGGCCACAGAAACUGAACUUCUUUUUGGAAGACUGUCUGUGAACAUGUCUGUUUAAAAACAAAUCAAAGAACCCCUAAGAUGUGCAGUGGCUGAACAAAGAGCUCCGUGCUUGUACCUGGUUGCACAGUGGUUACUGAAUUGAGCCUUCACCACUGUGAGGGCAGGUUUUUAUCCCACACACUAUAGUGAUCUCUGUGGUCUGGAGAGAUGAGAGCAGAGCAGAAUGCUUGCAGCUCACAUCACUGCAUAACCAUAGCACGACCUCAAAUCAGACUGCACUUGUGGAAGAGGUGUGCAGAAGUGUUGUUUUCCUUUGUGGUGAUGCUGAAAUACCUCACGAGAGGAAACCUACUAUGCAGUGCCAGGGGAUGGAACAUGCACCAUCUCUGAAAAUCACAUCUUUUUUUUUUAUAUACUGUUUUUAAGUACCGUUGGAUAUUUAUUCACAUGGCAGAAGCAGGGCUGCCCUGCACUCAAAAUAUUUCCUUUGUCAGAUCCUAGCUGCACUGGUGACAAUUUCCAGUAUUAGUUCUUUUGUUAAAUGAUUUUUUUUUCCAUUGCAGUCUGGACCUCCCCUCCCAGGUUGAGGUAUAGCUACCCUUGUUCAUUAACUCAAAACCUCAGUUUCUACUAUAAGGGAACCUCAUUUUGUAGUUUGCCUGUCUGUGUGGUUAAAUUCUCUUGAUGGUUGAGGAACAGGUGAGCCAUAACCCAUAUUCUUCCUUACCUGUUGUGAAUGUUGUGUGAGUGACUGAUGUCUUGAAAUGAUGCAUAUAUUAAAGUGUUAGUCUACUUUUUUUCAGUUGAGGUGAUGCAGAUGGCACUGAGUGCUGAGAUCCUUUUCAUAGCUCUCUUUUUAAGUACCUGUAAUAGAAACUUGCAAAGAACCCACCUCCCAGCCCAGAGCCCCAGUGUGAAGGCUUCUUGAGGUGCCUCUGUUUUACAGGGCUGAAAUUGUGCCCAGAAGGACCUGAUUCCUGUCCCUGAGGAUGGCUGAUUUGUGUCUCUUGAAAGACCAAGCUGUUUUAAAAUCAGGCAUUAAAAAUCAGGCAUAAAAAUCGAUGGUACCUGUUCACUCAUCACUUGUGGAAGUCUUUGUUGUAGUGAUGGAGCUUGGCAAAGAGUGAAUGCCAGAGAUGUGAUAUUGUAAGAAAUACCCAACUCAUAAAGGUAUCAGUGUAAGCUCAAAGAUCUUUCAUAAGCUAAAUUACAUCCUUGUAAAUUACGUAACACUGUAUUUUCUUAUACACCUCAUAUGCUGGAUGUUCUAAGCAAACUGGCUUCCAGUGCGCAUGAAGGGGAAACACUACAUCACCACUGCUGUAAACAACAAAUGAGUGGGAUUUCUUUUCAACACCAAACAAUGUGAAUCAGCGCUGUGAAAAACAGGUUGGUGGGAGGUUCUCACAAGACAAAUAUCAGUUCUCAAACAUGGAAGGAAAUGUAAAAAAGAAAAAAACGAUCUCUUUCCAGAUGAUGGAUAUGCUUUUUUAUUUUCGUUUCCUAUCUUUGUACCAAAAAGUAAAUAUGAAUUUUUCAGUCACUGAUGUGCAGCCUACUUCUGAAUGCUGGCUUUUAAUAACUGUUUUACAAUUUUUUAAUGCUUUAUUUAAAAUCCAUUUAUUAAGUGAAACAAUAAAUA
Melopsittacus undulatus (budgerigar) is the source of this 4772-nucleotide messenger RNA. RefSeq names its product Rho GTPase activating protein 40 (gene ARHGAP40). Gene Ontology annotation, cellular component: cytoplasm. Gene Ontology annotation, biological process: regulation of actin filament polymerization; regulation of small GTPase mediated signal transduction; signal transduction. The transcript has 15 exons. The coding region runs from base 294 to 2285 and encodes 663 amino acids. Lineage: Eukaryota; Metazoa; Chordata; Aves; Psittaciformes; Psittaculidae. The record is from RefSeq and is a predicted model, not a curated record. Gene Ontology annotation, molecular function: GTPase activator activity.